GCGAGCUCCCUUCCUGUGGGCAAGGCCGACAGCGGAGCCGAGCGCCGGCCGAGGCCCGGGCCGGCCGCCCCCGCUCCGCUCGCCCAUGGCGGAGACCAAGAUCAUCUACCACAUCGACGAGGAGGAGACGCCGUACCUGGUGAAGCUGCCCGUGCCGCCGGAGAAAGUCACGCUGGCCGAUUUCAAAAAUGUCCUCAGCAACCGGCCCGUGCACAGCUACAAGUUCUUCUUCAAGUCCAUGGACCAGGAUUUCGGGGUGGUGAAGGAAGAGAUCUCAGAUGACAAUGCAAAGCUCCCUUGCUUCAAUGGAAGAGUGGUGUCCUGGCUGGUCCUGGCUGAAAGCUCCCAUUCUGACACGGGCUCCCAGUGCACUGAGAGCCACACGGACCUUCCACCACCCCUGGAGAGGACAGGAGGCAUCGGAGACUCCCGGCCCCCAUCAUUCCACCCCAACGCUGCCAGCAGCAGGGAUGGCCUGGACAACGAGACAGGAACAGAGUCCGUGAUGAGCCACCGGCGCGAGCGGCACCGGCGGAGGAAUCGCGAAGGCCACGAAGAUGUCCCCAGGAUCAAUGGGCACCCCAAGCUGGACAGGCACCGUGAGCAACCCCCUGGCUAUGACAGCUCCUCCACCAUGAUGAGCAGUGAGCUAGAGUCCAGCAGCUUCAUCGAUUCUGAGGACGAUGACAACACCAGCAGGCUGAGCAGCUCCACGGAGCAGAGCACCUCAUCCCGGCUCAUCCGGAAGCACAAACGCCGGAGGAGGAAACAGAGGAUGCGGCAGAUUGACAGGUCAUCUUCGUUCAGCAGCAUCACUGACUCCACCAUGUCCUUAAAUAUCAUCACUGUCACACUCAACAUGGAAAAGUACAACUUCCUGGGAAUCAGCAUUGUGGGACAGAGCAAUGACCGGGGUGAUGGUGGCAUCUACAUCGGCUCCAUCAUGAAAGGAGGGGCGGUGGCAGCGGACGGGCGCAUUGAGCCAGGGGACAUGCUGCUGCAGGUGAAUGAUGUCAAUUUUGAGAACAUGAGCAAUGAUGAUGCCGUUCGGGUUUUACGGGAAAUAGUCUCUAAACCAGGACCUAUCAGCCUAACAGUAGCCAAAUGCUGGGACCCUACUCCCAGGAGUUACUUCACCAUCCCCAGGGCUGAGCCGGUGCGGCCGAUCGACCCCGCGGCGUGGAUCUCUCAUACCACAGCCAUGACGGGAGCGUACCCCCGUUACGGUAUGAGCCCCUCCAUGAGCAUCACCACAUCUACCAGCUCCUCACUAACAAGCUCAAUUCCCGAGUCGGAAAAAUUAGAAGAAUCUCCCUUAACUGUGAAGAGUGACAUGGCUACUAUUGUCAAGGUCAUGCAGCUGCCAGACUCAGGCCUUGAAAUUCGGGACAGGAUGUGGUUAAAAAUCACCAUCUCCAAUGCAGUAAUAGGAGCAGAUGUGGUGGACUGGCUUUACACACAUGUGGAAGGCUUCAAGGACCGCCGGGAGGCCAGGAAAUACGCCAGCAGCAUGUUGAAACACGGCUACCUCAGGCACACUGUGAACAAAAUCACCUUCUCAGAGCAGUGCUACUAUGUCUUCGGAGAUCUCUGUGGCAAUCUGGCUGCACUGAACCUCAACAACGGUUCCAGCGGCGCCUCAGAUCAGGACACCCUGGCUCCACUCCCACAUCCCGCUGCUCCCUGGCCCUUGGGCCAAGGAUAUCCCUACCAGUAUCCUCUGCCCCCUCCUUGUUUCCCACCAGCCUACCAAGACCCAGGCUUUAGCUAUGGCAGUGGCAGUGCAGGCAGCCAGCAGAGUGAAGGGAGCAAAAGCAGCGGCUCGAACCGGAGCACCAGCGAGACCAGCAGGAGAGGAGCGGGCAGGGAGAAGGAGCGCAAGUCGGGGGGCAGCGGCAGCGAGUCGGAGCCCGGAGCGCGCCGGGAGCGGCCGCUGAGCCAGCUCAGCCAGCGCAGCCACGGCUCUGCCAGCGACAGGAGCCACCAGAGCCACCACUCGUAUGGGCCCCCGGGGGUGCCCCCCUUGUACAGCCUGCCCAAGCUGGGCUCCAAGGUGCUGGGCAGCAGCGGCCCGCCCGGAGGGCCCCCGGUGCGCGAGCUGAGCGCCGUGCCGCCCGAGCUCACCGGGAGCCGCCAGUCCUUCCAGAAGGCCAUGGGCAACCCUUGCGAGUUCUUUGUGGACAUCAUGUGAGAGGAAGUGCCUUCAAAAGACUCUGCACACGAG
Molecule: messenger RNA, 2224 nt
Organism: Pseudopodoces humilis (Tibetan ground-tit)
Lineage: Eukaryota; Metazoa; Chordata; Aves; Passeriformes; Paridae
Gene: DVL1
Product: dishevelled segment polarity protein 1
Biological process (GO): canonical Wnt signaling pathway; intracellular signal transduction
Cellular component (GO): cytosol
Molecular function (GO): frizzled binding
Source: RefSeq, a predicted model, not a curated record